AUGGGGACCUGCGUGCGUGAUGUGACCAGGCUGGCCGUCCACGCCGGCGAGAGAGGACGGGCCUCCAAGGGGAAGGGCUCCGACGUCCCAGGGCCAACGCUCGCCAGCGUCACCAGUCACACCCGAGGUCCCCAGGGCCCGCGCCCACCCGGCACUUUGUCUAUCACCCACUGGGGGCUCGGCAGGCACGAGCGCCCUGCUCCUCGGAGAAGCAGGUGGGCUGGAGGGACCCCGGCCACCUUCCUCCAGGCCGGUGCCCUCCCGGGGGAGGCCGCGAGGCCCGGCCAGGGCACCCCCCGAGCCUCCCAGGCCUUUGGUGGCAGAGAAAAGGCAGCCAUUCUCGCGAGCGAGGGCGGGGUGCCUCCGCCCUCCCGGACCCAGGCUGGGAAAGGAACCCGGACAGCUGAGAAAGAAGGGCUACGGCCCAACUUGCAAGGACACCUGCUGCAGGAGCCCCCGCGGCCACGUGUCACCUGCAGCCUGUGCGCUCCGUCCUGGGCAACAGCCGAAGAGCGCGCUCAGAGCCUCCAGGACAGGCGCGGGGACCCCAACCAGGCCCCCAGCCACAGAACUGCUGAGAGCAAUAAGUCUUCAGGAAAUGCCAAAAUCGGGCACCGUGCCCCCCAGUUCAAAGCAACUGCUGUAAUGCCAGAUGGUCAGUUCAAAGAUACCAGCCUAUCUGACUACAAAGGAAAAUAUGUUGUGUUCUUCUUUUACCCUCUUGACUUCACCUUUGUGUGCCCCACGGAGAUCACUGCUUUCAGUGAUGGGGCAGAGGAACUUAAGAAACUCAACUGCCAAGUGAUUGGUGCUUCUGUGGAUUCUCACUUCUGUCACCUGGCAUGGAUCAACACACCCAAGAAACAAGGAGGACUGGGACCCAAGAACAUUCCGUUGAUAUCAGACCCCAAGUGCACCAUUGCUCAGGACCAUGGGGUCUUAAAGGCCAAUGAAGGCAUCUCAUUCAGGGGCCUUUUUAUUAUUGAUGAUAAAGGUAUCCUUCGACAGAUCACCAUAAAUGACCUUCCUGUUGGCCAUUCUGUGGAUGAGACGCUGCGACUAGUUCAGGCCUUCCAGUCUACUGACAAACAUGGGCAAGUGUGCCCAGCUGGCUGGAAUCCUGGCAGCGAUACCAUCAAGCCUGAUGUCCAGAAGAGCCAAGAAUGUUUCUCUAAGCAGAAGUGA
Eubalaena glacialis (North Atlantic right whale) is the source of this 1185-nucleotide messenger RNA. RefSeq names its product peroxiredoxin-1-like. The record is from RefSeq and is a predicted model, not a curated record. Gene Ontology annotation, cellular component: cytosol. The transcript has 4 exons. Gene Ontology annotation, molecular function: thioredoxin peroxidase activity. Bases 1 to 1185 code for a protein of 394 amino acids. NCBI's taxonomy places the organism in Eukaryota, Metazoa, Chordata, Mammalia, Artiodactyla, Balaenidae. Gene Ontology annotation, biological process: hydrogen peroxide catabolic process; leukocyte activation; removal of superoxide radicals.